GGAUCUUUGAGUUCCGAAGACCAGACUUCUAGAAGGAUAACCACAAAUGAAGGCCCAAGCACUCCAGAAAACCUUCCCUGACUUAACUCAUCUAUUAACUCAGUUUACCAGACACAUCCAUUCCGAGAUCACGAUGGCUGUAUUCAACGUGAGCAGCUUCAAUCCAGGCCCAUUCAUCCUAUUGGGAAUCCCAGGGCUGGAGCACUUCCACAUCUGGAUCGGGAUUCCCUUCUUCAUUAUCUACCUCGUGGCCCUUGCAGGCAACAGUGUCCUUCUCCAUCUUAUUUCCACGGAGCGCAGCCUCCAUGAGCCCAUGUUCUUUUUCCUUUCUAUGCUGGCUGCUACAGAUCUCAUUCUGUCUAAUACAUGUGUACCCAAAAUACUCAGUAUCUUCUGGCUAGGUCCUCAGGAAAUCACCUUUCCUGGAUGCCUUACUCAGAUGUUUUUUCUCCACUACAGCUUUACCAUGGAUUCUGCAAUUCUGCUGGCAAUGGCAUUUGAUCGCUUUGUUGCCAUUUGCUUCCCCCUAAGAUACGCCACUAUUCUCACUCGUCAGAUUAUUACUAAGAUUGUGAUGGGUAUUAUCAGCAGGAGCUUUUGUAUCAUCUUUCCAUGUGUGUUCCUCUUAAAACGACUUCCCUUCUGCCGAACGUUCAUUAUACCUCACACAUACUGUGAGCACAUAGGCGUUGCCCGGCUCGCCUGUGCGGACAUCUCCAUCAACAUCUGGUAUGGCCUUGCUGUGCCGGUAAUGACUGUCACCUCAGACCUGAUCCUCAUUGGCAUUUCCUACACUCUCAUUCUCCGUGCUAUCUUUUACCUCCCAUCCCGGGAUGCCCGCCAGAAAGCCCUUAGCACGUGUGGUUCCCAUGUUUGUGUGAUUCUUAUAUUCUACACGCCAGCCAUGUUCUCUGUCCUCACCCACCGUUUUGGUCACAAUAUUCCUCACUCCUUCCACAUAAUGUUUGCCAACCUCUAUGUAGCCAUCCCACCUGCACUCAAUCCAAUUAUCUAUGGGAUGAAGACCAAACAGAUUCGGGAUAAGAUCAUCCUCCUGUUCUUCCCCAAAGGGACCCAGUGAUAUUCGGUUAAAAGCUUGAGAAACAAAACAGGUGAUUCUGAUACUGAAGAAAUUGUGGCUCCUUUCAGAUGGGAAAAGUCCUGGCCCUGUGAAAAACCCCAAGUCUUGAUCUUGUAGUUAUUUUCCAGUUCUGGAAAUAAACAUAACUAUCCUGCAUGCUGCACAUCACUGUUUCUGGAGUAAUGUUAUUUCUCUAUCCUAAAACUCCCCAGCUUUAAAUCACGUAUCAUCAAAAUACAUUAUCAGUUAUCUCUACUUGUUGCAAUUCCCUUCAGUCUAGGCAUUCUUCCUGCUUUAAAGAUUUUUAGCUUCUCUUUCAAUGUAAUUCUCUCCACAAUUACUUUUAUCACUAUUAUUUGUGAUCUUAAUGUCCACAUAGGUCAUUCUUUAAUAAUUCUAGUGGAAGAUUGUAUUUUCCAAAGACACCACAGCAAUACCUUCCAUUUCCCGUGAUUUUUUUUUUGCAGUGUGAACUUGCCAUUCCCACACUAACAGUUGAAAUCUAAUUCCCCUUCUCUUGAAUCUAGGUUGACCUUAAGGGUUGCUUGACAAAUAGAAUGCAGUGGAUGUGACAUUUGGAAGCUUCCAAGGCUCCCAUCCCAUUGCCAUUGAGUUGAUUCUGACUCAUAGCAAACAUAUAAGACUGAGUAGAACUACUGUAUAGAGUAAAGGCUGUGAUCUUUACUGAAACAGACUGCCAUAUCUUUCUUCCACAAAUCAACUGGUAGGCACAAACUGCCAAUCUUUGAUUAGCAGCCACGUGCUUAACCACUGUGCCACCAGAUUUCUUCCUAGGUCUCUUGAAAUGCUUGAUUUUGGUACACUCCCUCUUGGGAUCCAGCCACUCUGCUGGAUUCAACAAUGGGCUCAAGCGUAAUAACGAUUGAGAGAAUGGUGCAGGACUGGGCGGUGUUGUAUUCUGUCGUUCACAGGCUCCCUGUGUGUCAGAACCGACCUGACGGCACAACAAAAACAUGCUAUGAGGAUCCCAAGUGACAUGGAGAGGCCAUGAAAUUGUUCAGUGUCUAAGCAGAGUUUAGAGGAAAUACAAAGAGUCAAGGUUGGCUGGGUUCAAAUAUAAAAUUGAGUUAUAUUCCCAGUCUCUCCAGAAGACAAAAGACUUUCAAAGUAAGCUGUAAGAUUCUUUGUUAAGAAUUGAGACAUAUUUAAAGAUGUCCUGUAUAAACAUUUUUAAUUAGACAAAGAAGCUCCAAGAAUCUUAAAGGCAUUUACUGUAGCACCCUAACUCUGAGUCAAAAUCAAUGAGACCAGUUUUGAAGAUACUUGUGAGUGUGAUUUUUGUCUAAUGACACCCAACAACACUCAUUGCCAUUGAGUCUAUUCCAAAUCCUAGUGACCCUCUAGGACAGAGUAGGACAGGCCCAUAGAGUUUCCAAGGAGAGCCUGGUGGAUUCGAACUGUUGACCUUUUGGUUAGCAGCCAUAGCUCUUAACUACUCUGCCACCAGGGUUUCCUUGUCUAAUGAAGUGAACCUAAAAUAUUCAUAGAAAACUCACAAAGUUUUAGAAAGAAAUGUACAAGCACCAUCAGCUUGGACUAAAAAGGACAUUUGUUAGUUGCCAUUGAGUUGACUCUGACUCAUGGUGACCCAUAUGUGCAGAGUAGAACUGCUCCAUAGAGUUUUCAAUGCUAUGACCUUUCAGAAACAGAUCAUCAGAUCUUGCUUCUAAAGUGCCUUUGGAUGGGUUUCAACCACCAGGCUUUCAGGUAGUAGCCUAGCACUUAACCAUUAGUACCACCCAGGACUCCCAGGGUAAAAAUAAAAGAGGUCUUUGGGUCUCCAACUUCCUUUAGGUGGGAAGCAGGGUGGGAAAGCCCCUCAACUAUAAACACAGGUCAUUUCUCAUUGAAAACCAAGGAUGACAUAGAUUAUGAACCCAGUUGCCCAGAGCCUGAGGCCAAGAGCCAUGGAGAACCAUUCCCAGGGAGCAGGAUCUGGUCCUUAUUAAGAAUCUGGUGAUAUAUCCCUGGCGGGAUUUUAGAACUAUAAUGGACCAUUGAUUGCUAUAUGCCUCUCCCACGGCCACAAUUUUGAAUAUGAGGAACUGUUGCAGUUAUCUUGUCUCUGUAUAACCGUUGCGUAUUGGAUGCAUACCCAUAUACACACUACUAUUGAGUCGAUUCUGACUCAUAACAACCCUAUAAGACAGGGUAAAACUGCCCCGUAGGGUUUCCAGGGCUGUAAAUCUUUACAGAAGCAGACUGCCGCAUCUUUCUCUUGUUUCUCAGCUGGUGGGUUCAAACUGCUAACCUUUGGUCAACAGCUUAACCAGUGCCCAAUUAGGGCUCCUCAUUGGAUGCGUAGGGGGCAGAUAAUCAUCUCUUUAGUUCACAGGUCCUCAAACUGAGGGGAAUUGCGCUCAAUGAGCUAUAUACAAGGAACUAUACUCAAGGAACCUCAUUCAUACUUUGCCCUGAUUUAGAGGAAUAAAAUCCUGUACUUUGAACUGAUCGCAUAAUGGGAAUGAAACUUGGGGGGUCUGAGGGAAUGGAAUGAAUGCAUUUGGCAUGUAGGAAGGGACAUGCAUUAAUGUAGUAAGAGGAUAGGUUGUUAGAUGUUUCAGUUUCCAAAGAUGGACAAAACGCUAUCUUUCACCCCUUUUUGCAUUAUGGCUUUGCCACUACCCCAAGUUGUACAAUCUAAUCUCCCACCGCUUGGAUCUGUGUUGGCCUUAGGGACAGAGCUUGAAAAAUAGAAUGCAGUAGAUAUGACAUUUUGGGGUGUUUGACGUUAGGUUAUAAGAAACCUUACAACUUCUCCAUCCAUAUCUUGGAAUAUUUGCCUUUUGGACACUGUCUCCAGAACAUAGCCACCAUGCUGUGAGAAUCUCCAGCCACAGGAAAAGGUUAUGUGGUGGACAGCCCUGGCUGAACUCCUAGAUAACAGCCAGAAUAAAAUGCACCUACUCUAGUUAGAGAUGACUACAGCUCCAUCAAAAUGUAAUUAGAGCAACUUGA
Messenger RNA from Loxodonta africana (African savanna elephant), 4060 nucleotides. RefSeq names its product olfactory receptor 52H1-like. Gene Ontology annotation, biological process: G protein-coupled receptor signaling pathway. The transcript is spliced from 4 exons. Bases 47 to 1081 code for a protein of 344 amino acids. Gene Ontology annotation, cellular component: plasma membrane. NCBI's taxonomy places the organism in Eukaryota, Metazoa, Chordata, Mammalia, Proboscidea, Elephantidae. Gene Ontology annotation, molecular function: G protein-coupled receptor activity; olfactory receptor activity. The record is from RefSeq and is a predicted model, not a curated record.